CGAAAACCGAUACCGUUACACCAAAAGGGCAACCGAGCCAGCAAGCUGAGUGUAAACAAGCAAUUGGAACAACAAAACAGUCAGCUGACGUCCCGUGUACCCAGGUAUUGCCAAUUAUUCGGAGCUGGAGGAGGCUCAUUCCAUUCCUCAGCCAAAAAGUGACAUCUUGGCAAACAGCCACUUCCCAUUCCUCCUUAGUCUACACUGUAAUUGGAGCAUUUUCUCAGUGAAUUAGGUCUCAAUGCCAAUUGAUCGGCCGUAUUCACUGUGCCGUAUUCUUUUGCUGUUGCCUUGUUUCUGGUGAAUUGGAUGGGGUAAGGCGGGGUAUAUAGGAGGGGAGUGGUACUUCACAGUUUAAUUACGAUCUACCUACCUAUCUACUUAUUUACUUGCCUACCCCCUACACAAAAACACAUCAGAAGCCUUCCAAAAACUCAUAUUCAAGAUGCAGUUUACUUCUCUCAUCCUCUCUGUUCUUUUUGUUGCCAGCAGCGCCGUCAUCGCUGCUCCUUCAAGCGGUUAGUAUCUUAUUCUUUCCCUUCCCAACCGAAAAGUGACCACAGAACUGACAAUAAAAUAGCUGCGGCUGCAUUGUUCACCCGAGGAUCUUGCAAAAGCCCAUCUUGCACUUCAAAAUGUACGUUUCAAUCUCACCCGCCCCAAUAACCAAAUACUAACAUACCACAGGUCCUGAUGGAACGUACGUGCUCUUGUUCCUUGUCCCCUCUUCCACCUUUCACUAUACGUACAGAAAUUUAACACCCAUAUUCAGACCUUACGACUGCUGCGUAGACUAUAUCCGCGACCCCUGCAGUGACCACCAAGCAUGCGAGGAAAUCGAUUGUCUCUGCAAAUGCGAAGGUAGCGCGUAAGUACACUUUCCCUACCACCUUCACUCCUCCCCAACACCCUACAAACCAGAACAGAAAUCUAAUCUUAAACUAAACAUAGUACAACGUACUUAUGUAACGCCAACUAUUUUGUCGAUCCUUGCAAGCCUCUAAACGGUAAGCGCGUCGAUGCCUAAGAAGACACUCUGAAUAUCAUGGAAGGCUGAGGAUAUAAAGCAUGUCUAUUUAAGAAGUCGGGUGUUACAGACUGAAAAUAGAUGGUUCUUUGGGGUACGGCGAACAGUUCUUCAUGGGAGAUUUGCCAUUUGAGGGCGUUUGGCUGAAGCUAUUUCAUUGGGAGGGUUGAGAACAGGGAAUGAAUGGAUUUUGACAAUUCAUCCAUAUUAAGCACUGUACCAUCGCAUCCUGCUUCUCAUUUCUGAUCAUUUCUGUAGAGCGGAAGUCUUAUAAGUAUGACAGGUGACGGUAAC
Molecule: messenger RNA, 1321 nt
Organism: Hymenoscyphus albidus
Lineage: Eukaryota; Fungi; Ascomycota; Leotiomycetes; Helotiales; Helotiaceae
Source: the annotation of a GenBank genome assembly